Nanorana parkeri is the source of this 1035-nucleotide messenger RNA. Its product is annotated as serine protease 27-like. Gene Ontology annotation, molecular function: serine-type endopeptidase activity. The record is from RefSeq and is a predicted model, not a curated record. Bases 1 to 1035 code for a protein of 344 amino acids. The transcript is spliced from 5 exons. Gene Ontology annotation, biological process: proteolysis. Lineage: Eukaryota; Metazoa; Chordata; Amphibia; Anura; Dicroglossidae.
AUGCACCAAAUCCUUUUAUUAGUCAUGAUGCUUUUGCAUGGAGCCCAUGGGAGGAUCAUCAUGCAAGAUCGCAUUGUUGGAGGACAGGACACCAAGGUGGCAGAAUGGCCUUGGCAGAUCAGCCUGCAGAAGGACGGGCUUCACCUUUGCGGGGGGUCCUUGCUCUCUGAGUCCUGGGUGCUGCUGGUCGCUCACUGCUUCGAGAUGCCCCUGGAUCUGUCGACAUUCACAGUGUACCUCGGGGUGUAUCAGCUGUCUGAACUGAGCAGCCUCAAUGCAGUGAAGAGAGGUGUGAAAAGGGUCAUUACCCACCCAGACUUCACAGAAGAAGGAUCAAGCGCGGACAUUGCCCUGAUGGAGCUCGAUAAGCCGGUCUCUUUCACCUCCUUUAUCUCUCCUGUCUUCCUUUCGUCCCAAAACGUCUCUCUUCCAGAGGGAACCAUGUGUUCGGCUAUAGGCUGGGGUGACAUCCAUGAAGAAGUCAAUCUCCCAGAACCUAAAACCCUUCAGAAGGUGGACGUGGCCCUGAUUGAUAGCAAAAAAUGUGAAGCAAUGUACCGGGGCAGCUUAGGCUAUGGUUCUUCUUACAAUUUGAUUGAGAAAGACAUGAUCUGUGCCGGCUACAAGCAGGGAGGAAAAGACUCCUGCCAGGGUGACUCCGGUGGUCCCCUCAUGUGUAACGUGAAAGGGGUUUGGUUGCAGUUCGCUAUCAACAGUUGGGGUUAUGGUUGUGCCAGGCAGGGCUGUCCUGGAGUCUACACCCGGGUCCAAAAUUACCAGUCGUGGCUCCUGCAAUAUGUGCCGAACAUCCGCUAUAGUGACGGAGGGAAAAGUUCACCUUCAGUCAAUGCAACAAGUACCGCUUCAAACUCACUUUCUCUGGCAAUAAGUCUGAAAGGACAACUGGGUGGAAAGAUGGAAAACUCAACUUUUAAUGCCACCGGCAUAAAGUUGGCAUCAGCGGCUACUUCCUCUCAUGUUUUCUCCAUGACCGGCAUCAUCCUGAUCCUUUUCCCUCUGUUGUUCUUUGCAUAA